Molecule: messenger RNA, 3053 nt
Organism: Aedes aegypti (yellow fever mosquito)
Lineage: Eukaryota; Metazoa; Arthropoda; Insecta; Diptera; Culicidae
Gene: Traf4
Product: TNF receptor-associated factor 4
Exons: 3
Coding region: 635-2080 (481 amino acids)
Biological process (GO): regulation of apoptotic process; regulation of canonical NF-kappaB signal transduction; positive regulation of JNK cascade
Cellular component (GO): plasma membrane signaling receptor complex
Molecular function (GO): protein binding; zinc ion binding
Source: RefSeq, a predicted model, not a curated record
GCUUACGUUCACCCAUCGGAUCGGGUGGUAAGGCCGAUGCGAAUCAGUUGCUGCCAACUCGUUCGUCAGCAAGGACGUUCAUUCACAGAACAACAACAGAACGGAGAGAGAGUGUGCUGAAGAUAGAAGUUCUUAUAGUUUUUUUGAAAGUUAUUAACAAGGUUUUAGAUUUUUUUCGUAAUUAUCUUCAUUGAGAGGAAGGAUUGUGUAACGUGAUCGCUUCGGGUCCCCGAUAAUCGCCUUGAGCGCUGUGUAUCAACGUGUGUGAUCUUUGAGAGAUUGAAGAGAUCGGUCGGUGAGGAUCCCGAUCGGAAAUUGGAUAUCAAGUGUCAUACAGUUUUGUUGGAAGUUUUUACGGUUCAACUAGAACCGGCAGCUGCAGAGGAAGCAAGUGAAGCACUAUACUCGAUCAAUACAUUUUUUAUAGUGGCUCGUUGUGAAUGAAUUAGAAAGGAGCAAGUUUGUGUUUUUUUUUUUGGUGAGAAGAGAAAAAGGAAGAUUCGCUUCCGGUGCGAAGAUUUUUUCCAGUGAAGAGGAAUCAAGUGAUCAGUUCGUCAAACUGGAACCAGCCGUUUCCGAUGGUAGUUUAGGAGGAAGUUUUGGUAUCAAAUCGGCACACCAGUCUUGCGUCACCAUGGUUCGAUCGUUGUCACAGUGGACCAAAACGCUCAGCUUUCCGGCCCGGAUUUCCCCGAAUCGGAACUCGAAAGAGUGCAGCGUAAACGUGCUGCCAAUUACACCGCCUCCGGCACCGCCGAGGAACAAGUCGACCACUUCGACGACCUCGUCGGCAUCGUCGUCGACUUCGGCGCUGUCCCAUUCGUCGGCUACUUCGUCGCCUUCACCGCCACCGAACGUUCCGAUCACGGAAAUCAGCCAAAUUAUCUACCCGGACCCGGAAUCGGAGAAGGCCAUCAUGGGAUCGCUGGUGUUCUGCAUCCAUCACAAGCAGGGCUGCAAAUGGUCCGACGAACUCCGCAAACUAAAGGCUCACCUGAACACCUGUAAGCACGAUGCCAUCCAGUGCCCCAACAAGUGCGGUUCGCAAAUCCCGCGGGUAAUGAUGACCGAUCAUCUGGCCUUCACCUGCAUUCUGCGUCGUGCCAUCUGCGAGUUUUGCAAUGUGGAAUUCACCGGGAUCGGUCUCGAGGAGCACGCGGGAACCUGCAGUUCCGAACCGAUCUACUGUGAAUCCAAGUGCGGAACACGUGUCGUUCGUGGCCGCAUGUCCAUCCACCGUGCCAAAGAUUGUGCCAAGCGAUUGCGGAGAUGUCCGCACUGCAGUCGGGAGUUCAGCGCUGAUACGCUAUCCGCUCACGGAGCCACGUGUCCAAGAAGCCCAGUGCCAUGUCCCCAGCGUUGCGAUGCAGGUCCAUUUGCAAGGGCUGACCUCGAAGGUCACCUACGUGACGAAUGCAAAGCGCUUUCAGUACCUUGUACCUUCAAAGAAGCCGGCUGCCGGUUCAAAGGGCCACGCCAUCUAUUAGAAGCUCACCUCGAGUCCAACACUUCCUCUCAUCUGUCGCUAAUGGUUGCCCUUUCCGGCCGACAGGGGCAACAAAUCAACAUGCUCAAAAAUGCUAUGGCCAAACUCAGUACCAACUACACCGGCACGCUCCUGUGGAAAAUCACCGACUGGUCAGCUAAAAUGGUCGAAGCCAAAAGCAAGGACGGGCUCGAGCUGGUUUCACCACCCUUCUACACCAGUCAGUACGGUUACAAACUACAAGCAUCCAUGUUUCUCAAUGGCAACGGACCUGGCGAAGGAACGCAUGUCUCCGUCUACAUAAAGGUCCUUCCCGGCGAAUAUGACGCUCUGCUGAAAUGGCCAUUCUCCCACUCAGUUACCUUCACCCUGUUCGAGCAAGGAACCCUCGGCAGCCAAGGAGGAGUCGCAGAAUCAUUCGUACCGGAUCCUUCGUGGGAAAACUUCCAACGCCCGUCCACCGAACCGGAUGCCCUAGGAUUUGGAUUCCCACGGUUCGUAUCCCACGAGCUCCUCAACCGCAGGCCAUUUGUUCGCGAAGACACCGUCUUCCUGCGCGUCAAAGUGGAUCCCAGCAAGAUCGUCGCCGUAUGAAACAACAAAACAAAUAAAAGACUCCUAGCUUGUAAGCGUUAUACCCACGAUUACCCACAACGAGAGAACAAUGAACUGCAUUUAUACUAUGAUUCGCAUUCUGUACAUAUAGACGAGCGAAACUAGCAUAUACUGAUAGCGUAGCGUUAGGCAAGCGAUUGUUAGAGGGGAUCCCUUGAACCACCUGUACAUAGAACAUGAAAUUCGAAUUCAGGGUCAACCCUCGGCAACACCAAAACUCUGUAUAAGCACAUCCGAGCGAUGAACGCCACAACGAAACGAAUCAGCUUGACAAUCUCAAUUUUCUAAGUUAGGAUUUUGUUAUUGUAUCGUAAAAGAACAAACCUUUCUAGCGUAACGUUCUAAAGGCAUUACAACCUAUAACUGUUUGUAAUAUUCCACUUCCCUACGAACGUGUAUCAAAGGACGGAAAAGAAGUAAUACUACUGCUGGAAUCAUGCCAAAGUUUUGUUUGGAUGGCUUUGCGCGACCUGAUCCGGAAUCGUGUUUUCUUCCGGACAGGCAAAGCUUACAUCAUAAUCAAAAAUAAUUUUCCCUGUCUUUCUUCAACUUUCUCUUCUCAUCUGUCAAAGUUUUUAGUUCUAAUAAAAAUUUUCCCAGACUGUCUAAUUUUACUUUUUAAUUCAGGGUUAUUAUUUUGUUGGUUGUACGUAAAGGUCAAAAGGAGUAAUCAAACAUUUUUCUCUAUUAGAUAAGUAUUUCGAGUCAUUAGGAUAUAGUGAUUAAUUGUUGAAUAUCGAUUCUUGGAUUUAAACUCGCUGCACAGUACACGCAUGAUGUUAUUCAUGCAUGCGGUUUUGGCGAGAUCAUAGCUAGGGAACCAUUUCAACACAAAUGUAGUCCAUAAGUCGUAUUUAACCAUGGCUAGUUUUUAAGGAAUUACACACAAAACGUAGUGAUAAGUUUCGCAAUUGAACGAAAAUACAAAUCAAAACGAAUCAAAUAAUGCAAA